Molecule: messenger RNA, 1197 nt
Organism: Amaranthus tricolor (Joseph's coat)
Lineage: Eukaryota; Viridiplantae; Streptophyta; Magnoliopsida; Caryophyllales; Amaranthaceae
Product: PHD finger protein ALFIN-LIKE 1-like
Exons: 5
Coding region: 255-980 (241 amino acids)
Biological process (GO): regulation of DNA-templated transcription
Cellular component (GO): nucleus
Molecular function (GO): transcription coregulator activity; histone binding; transcription cis-regulatory region binding
Source: RefSeq, a predicted model, not a curated record
CUGAUAUACGACAGACUAAAAAACCGAAUUUUAUUACAUUAACCUGUAAACUCAACUUGUUCUUUCUGUCUUUUGUGGCGAUCUCACCGCACUUAUUCUCAUCUCUCUCGAAUGACAACAACAAAACUCCACACUUCUUCCUUUAAUUCUUCUCAUUCCUAUUUUUUCCUAUUUUAAUCUUCCUUUUUAGGUUUAUGUAAAGUCAAAACAAUUAAACAAUCAUAUACAAAUUCUUAGAUUUAAUUGCAAAUACUAUGUCAUCGUCGUCAAAUCCUCGAACAGUGGAAGAUAUCUUCAAGGAUUUCAGUGCGCGUCGUGCUGCUAUUGUUCGUGCUCUUACUUCUGAUGUUGAUGAGUUCUAUGGACUUUGCGAUCCCGAAAAGGAGAACUUGUGCUUGUACGGGCAUCCAAAUGAAUCCUGGGAAGUUAAUCUCCCUGCAGAAGAAGUUCCACCGGAGCUUCCUGAGCCAGCUCUUGGGAUCAACUUUGCAAGGGAUGGAAUGAAUAGGAGAGAUUGGCUUUCUCUUGUUGCUGUGCAUAGUGAUUGUUGGUUGUUAUCUGUGGCUUUCUAUUUUGGUGCUCGUCUUUCCUCCAAUGAUAGGAAGCGUCUGUUCAGUAUGAUCAAUGAACUUCCAACUGUCUUUGAAGUUGUGACUGACAAGAAGCCAGUGAAGGACAAGCCUAGUGUGGACAGUGGUAGCAAGUCCCGAGGAAGCGCUAAGAGAUCAAGUGAUGGACAGGUUAAGAGCAAUCCCAAGCUGGCAGAUGAGGGCUAUGAGGAUGAAGAUGAGGAGCAGGGGGAAACACUGUGUGGUAGCUGCGGUGGUAAUUACAGCGCCGAUGAAUUUUGGAUUUGCUGUGAUAUUUGCGAGAGGUGGUUCCAUGGAAAAUGUGUGAAGAUAACUCCAGCCAAGGCUGAGAGCAUCAAGCAGUACAAGUGUCCAUCUUGCAGCUUGAAGAAAGCAGGCCGUAGUCACUAAUGCUGUAAGGAGAACAUAAUCAUUUUUACCUGGGUUGCUAACAUAGUAUAGCAAAUACUAUUAUCGUUUACAAGUAUGAAUCUGUAGUUAAAUCUGUUUCGAGAUGAUGUUUUUAUACAGCACCUGCCUUUAAUGUGAUCGUAACUUUUAUGUCUGGAAGUUUCCUUGUCUUUUCUUGUAUCAGAUAGUUUGGUUUAUGAAAAUGUAUUUGUAUCGA